AUGUCUGUAAAGAAAUUGUUGAACCAGUCUCUCCUGGCAAACCGUCGCAGCGUCGCCCGUCUGCUGCUGCGCCUCCAGGAGGAGAACCUGCAGCAAGAGAACCUCCUCCGUCUGCACUGGGAGGACUGCCUGAACCGCUGGAAGAGGACCAGAGUCACCCAGGUUAUAGACCGCUUCAGUGGGAGUCUCUGCAGCAGUGAGGAGGAGCCGCUGCUCUCGGCUCUGCUGCUUCAGAAGGGGAAACAGCACCUGACCAAACAGCGAGAGGACAUCCUCUACAGCACCUGUUCUCUGGUCCCGCCCUCCUGCUCCACUGUCCUGGUCUCUGAUUGGUUCAACCAGCUGAGAGCUGUCAAUCAACAGAUCGACACUCUUCACACUGACUUCCUGCAUCAGCUGCGUUGUUGUUAUGAACAGAGGUGGCAGGAUCGACUGGCUGAGGUGGAGAGCUAUGAGGGGGCGCUCUCAGCUCUGCAGCUCUCAGAGCAGGAAGUGAGUGACCUCAUCAACUCUCAGCUCCUCACUCUGAUUGGAAGAAGCCAAAGUCAGGUUGAAGAGCGAUUGGCUGCUUUAGAGCGCUGCAGUGACUCUGCUGCCCGUCGUGCUCUCGGUCUCAGCAGGUGUUUGUUUGUUGUGAUGCGAGGGGCAGCGUUGCUAUGGGAGAAGCACAGCCGCAGGUUAGAGACCAGAGAAGAAGAAAUAAAACAACACCUGGAGGACCUGCGACGCUCACAGCAGCGAAACACACAGAAGAAGAAGGUGCAUCUUGACGACCUGCUGGGGGCGCUCCGUCAGGGGAGCAGCGAGGACGCUCUGAAGACCAGCCUGGAGAGGUGUGUCCAAUACCUGCAGGAUGUCAGACACAGCUGCAGACAGUGUGUCUCUGAUCAGGGGGAGGUGUUGGAGCGUCUCCCCCCCCGGCUCCUAGAGGAGCUCCUCUCCUACAGCAGCAGCGUCAGCUCCUUCUUCCACCUCAAACACACCUACACACCGAGUCCAGAAGACCUGCAGGACCUCCUCCCAUCAUACUGCGCCCCCCCCACCCCGGAAGCCAGUGAGGGUGCUGACAACAGGAAACCAGACAAUCAUCCAAUCAGCUCUGAGAACCACACACACCCCGCCCAGCCCUCCCAGGAUUGGCUGACUGAGGCUGAGUCCUCUCUGAUGGAGUUCUGGGACCUCAGCAGUUUUGUUACAUUUACAUCAGCGAGGGGCGUGGCCUACAGUGGUCCUGCCUUCAGAUGCCCCGCCCCUGACCUCGGGGGGGAACCUCAUCUGAGCCUGUUUCCUGCAGAGCUGCUCACACACGCUCUUAGCGGGUACACACAGUUGUUCUUGGAUCACCUGGAGCAGCGUUUCCGUGACGUCCUGAGCUCGGCGGUUGCCAUGGUAACAGAAAGGAAGGAGGCGCUACGCACAGAGCAGGAAGUCCUCCUGCAGCAGCUACACCCCCAACACAUCGAGACUCACAUCUACCUGCCCCGCCUGGCUGAGCUGCAGCUCCACAGGCAGCAGGUGGAUGCUCACUGUGAGGAGGUGAGGGAGGUGUUGUCCUCCUGCCGGGUGGAGCUGCAGGAGCUGCAGGCCUCCGUCAGUCGGAGGAACCAGGAGCUCUCCGUCCGUCUGUCCAGCAUGGAGGGGGACGUCCUGUCAGCAGACAGCAGCCCCCGGCUGCUGGCUGUGAGCUCCACCCUGCAGGACUGUCUGGAUAGACAUAUCAAACACACUCAGCGCAGUCAGACCUCCUGCAGACAGACGGUUCAGUCCCGACUGCAGGAGGUCAGGAGCAGAACGGCACAGCUCCUCACUUCAUUCAGGUUGUUCAGUGAAGGAGGGGAUUUUGCUCCUCAGGAAGUGAAGGUGUUUCAGAGGAGGCUGAAGGAGGAGACCAAGCACAUCAGUGCCACAGAGGAGUCCAUCUCCUCCGAGCUGGAAGCGCUCGAGUCCCAGAGUUUACAGCAGCUGAAGGAGGCGUCCAGGAGUUUAGAGGAGAAACUUUCCCUCCUGAAGUCUGAGGUGGAUUUCAUCGAGAAGAUCCAGAAAAUCAUCUGCAGCACACAAGUUCACAUCAAGGCUGAGGGAGCCAGCAGUAACCAGCAUCACUCGGCCAUCAGCAGCAGGUUGGAAGAUCUGAAGAGGAUGUUGGAGAACACACAGGUGUCUCCAGAUCAGGUGUUGUCCCUUCUGUCAUCAGUGAAUGACAAAGUCAGGAAGCGCUGUCAGUACCUGGACAUUUCAGCGGGAGGCCUCUCGGCUCGUCCUAAAUCCAGAGAGCAGGUCCACUCAACCCCCCCUCUUGGUUUGCUGCAGACCAGCAGGACAGGUGUGGACCUCCUCGAUGACACUGUUGUGGACAUCAUCCGGUCCCUGCACAGGUUCUGUGAGGUCCGAGACUGUGGAGCCGUGGAGCGAGAGGAGGGAGGAAGCACAGCUGCUGCAGGGCAGAUUCCGCUCCAACGGAGAUGUGCCGAGUCUGUCAUGGCACCAAGGUCCAUCCUGACUGAAAGAAAGUUCCAGGUUUUUGGACCAGAACCAGAACAGAACCCACACUCCUUCCCCUCCACUCUGAACUGUGUGUUGUGGAAAGCCAACAGCGCCCUCCUGCAGGCGGCCGAGGACUUCUACCAGAGCCAGCGUCUCAGCAGGUUCCUCCUGGUACCUGAAAGUUUGGACCAAUGGGCAGAGAGCAUGCAGCAGAGGCUGCUGGGAUACCAUGAACAGAGCAGGAGGUUUCUGAGAGCCAGCAGAAAGGAGGUGGUGUCCCAGCUGUCUGUGUUGGAGGAGCUGCUUCCUUCAUUAGCAUCAGUUUUAAUCAGUAACCAUGAGCAACGUCAGGGGGCGGGUCUUAGGGAGGACAUGAGCAGAGUCAGACUCAAGCUGAUGGAGAUGCUGGCAGCCAGCGAGGAGGAGAAGCGUCUGAACAUCCGUCAGCUGCGAGGGUCUCUCAGGGACGACGAUCUUCAGACUCUGAGCAGCAGAGAGGAGCUCAGGCAGCAGCAGCUACACAGCAACAUCUGCUGCAAACACCUGGAACUGCAGGUGUGUUUGAGAGUCCGAGGGGAAGAGUUUGUGACAUCACUGGCCUCUCUGACAGAGCAACUGCUCUCACAACUGGACAAGCAGGUCUCAUCUGAAGGAACUUCACCUGAAGUACCCAUGGCGCUACACCAGCGCUCUGACGUUGGCACCGUUACCGUGGAAACAGCCAGCAGGGUUUGGCCUGGGAUCACCUACCUGUUCCCCCCCACCAGCUGCACACCUGAGCCCCCAUCAUGUGUUACCACGGCAACAACAGCCGCCAUCACCACCACCAGGUGCACCCUGGGACAUCUUACUGUCAUCGAGCAGAGAGACGCUGCUGUAGAGAGGUUCGAGCAGCUGUUUAGGUCGGAGGCGUGCCUUGCAGACACCGACCAGCGAAGAAGACUGAGUGAACUACAGCUCUGGAACACACACUGGAGACAGCAGAUACACACCAUAACACACACACACUAUUAAACAAGGCUUUAUUAUAUGGAUACACAUAUCUGCUGAAUAAAAGCAUGAAGUUCA
This is a messenger RNA of Eleginops maclovinus (Patagonian blennie), 3552 nucleotides long. RefSeq names its product coiled-coil domain containing 180 (gene ccdc180). The coding region runs from base 1 to 3498 and encodes 1165 amino acids. The record is from RefSeq and is a predicted model, not a curated record. NCBI's taxonomy places the organism in Eukaryota, Metazoa, Chordata, Actinopteri, Perciformes, Eleginopidae. The transcript has 30 exons.